Molecule: messenger RNA, 3447 nt
Organism: Leptosia nina
Lineage: Eukaryota; Metazoa; Arthropoda; Insecta; Lepidoptera; Pieridae
Source: the annotation of a GenBank genome assembly
AUGAGCAGUGGGCGACGAAAACUAUCCUUCCUGGGCUUUGCGCCGCAGGAGGCGGCUGAGGAUGAGAUCCAUCUUGAUGAUGAGAUGGACCGCGUGGUCUGGGGGGAAGGGAGCCAACCCCCGAUCCUUCAAGCGACUGGGGAACCACUACGCGAUGUUGCUGCACCACUGCCGUACAACCAAGAUGUCACGAGCAGCUCUGAUAUGUCCCCAGUUAGCGGACACCACUUCAGUACAACAGGAUCGGAGGCCCAGAUGUCUGGCGGUUUAUCUGGAUCUGGCUCCGUCGGCCCAAGGGAAGAUGAUCGUCAUGUGAAGUUCGAUGGUGAAGAAGAGGAACCGAAACCUGAUCCCAUAGACGAUGAACGACGUGCUCAAAGACAUAAUCGGCACCUACACCCGCAUAAAACCCGCAAGUACUCCCUUCAAGAGGGCGCGAGAGGUGGUGGGCUAUUACCAAGUUUGUCUAUCGCCGAACGAAGGAUUCUAACAGCCGCUGCCGAGGAAAGUCUACCAGAAGCCGACCUAGACGAUCUACGAAGCCAUCGCAGCGACGACCCGAGAGCUUUGCGCCGGCACAAAAUACAACCCAGGGUUUCGACCAUCCACGUCAGCAGGAAAGAUGGCGGAGACAAAGUUCACAACAUCCUCUCCGACGCGGCAUACAAGAAAAUGUACGAUCAUAGCCCACACUCGGUCUUCGUACAACUCGACGAGUUGUUGGCGACCGAGGACGGUGAUGCCGAAUGGAAGGAGACAGCUCGCUGGAUCAAGUAUGAGGAGGACGUGGAAGAAGGGUCGGCGAGGUGGGGAAAGCCCCAUGUUGCAUCGCUUUCGUUUCACUCCCUGCUGAAUUUGCGACGAUGCCUGGAAACCGGUGUUGUGCUGCUGGACCUCGAAGAGAAGGACCUUCCGGGGGUAGCAUACAGGGUGGUCGAGAGUAUGGUGACAGAAGGUUUGAUAGAAGAGGACGAUAAACCAGUGGUGAUGCGUUCGCUGCUUCUACGCCAUAAGCAUGUCCACGACGAGAGAUUUAGGUUUUCAAUCAGUGGAAGAAAACAGUCCUCGUACACAAGUUUGCAGAAUCUAUCCGAUCAAAAGCGCCGUCAGAGUUCACACGCGAUAGCGGAUCGCUUGGAAGCUCGUAAAAAGUCCUCAGCAGCCGGUCUAGACCCGCGCGAAGUGGAGUACCUUGCAACAGGCACCGUCGGCUCGCAAGAUGAACUCAGGCGAACGCACAACGACUCCAUUAUGAAAAGAAUCCCAGACGACGCCGAAGCGACGACGGUUCUCGUCGGGGCUGUGGGUUUCUUGGACCAGCCGACCAUCGCCUUCGUCAGACUUGCUCAAGGCAUCCUUAUGCCGUCGAUCACGGAAGUGCCGAUCCCAGUCAGAUUCAUGUUCAUCCUACUGGGGCCGACGACAGCUGAUCUAGAUUAUCAUGAAGUGGGUCGCUCGAUUUCCACACUCAUGUCGAACCCGUCAUUCCAUUCUAUUGCGUACAAAGCGGACGACCGUCGAGAACUGCUAUCCGCUAUCAACGAAUUCUUAGAUGACUCUAUCGUUCUCCCGCCUGGGGAUUGGGAGCGUCAAGCUCUCCUCCCCUUUGAAGAGCUGCGGGCAAAGAGUGAAAUGAUUCGCCGUCGUAAGCGCGACGCGUUAGAAAGGAAACGUGCUGCCACCAAAGAUACAGAGGCACCAAUUGAUGAGAAGAAAGCUCUAUUGAUCGCGGAAAGCGGAGGUCCACCGGACAAGGAACCGGAUGAUCCAUUGUCCAAAUCUGGACGUCUAUUUGGAGGCGUGAUACGUGACAUGAAGAGGCGGUAUCCCCAUUACAUGUCUGACUUCCGAGACGCUCUGAACGGUCAAUGCGCGGCCGCUACAAUAUUCAUGUACUUCGCUGCCCUAUCAUCGGCCAUCACCUUCGGAGGCUUACUUGCCGAGAAGACAUAUAACACAAUCGGAAUAUCGGAAACAUUGGUUUUUACAUGUAUUGGUGGAGUGUUUUUCGCUUUGGUAGCUGGCCAACCGAUGAUGAUAACAGGCGCAACAGGACCCCUUCUCUUACUAGACGAGUCUUUGGCUAAGUUCUGUCACUCUUACGGUUUUGACUUCUUAGCAGCCAGGAUGUAUUGUGGCAUAUGGAUGAUAAUAAUUGCAAUACUUGUAGCGUCUCUUGAAGGAAGUGUAGCUGUCAAGAAAAUAACAAGAUUCACCGAAGAUAUUUUCGCAUUUCUCAUAUCGUUAAUAUUCAUUUCGGAGCCGAUAACGAAUAUAAUCAAUUUGUACCGGAUGCACCCACUGGGAUACGAUUACUGCGAGAAAGAGAACAUCACUACUGAUGCGCCUAUGUUGAACUUCACUAUUUCGGACAAUACAACUAUGAACGCCACUGAACUGCUGCCUUCAACCUCGUAUAUACCACCACAGCCCAAUACAGCACUCUUCUGCACGAUCCUGACUUUGACCACUUUUAUCAUCGCCUACUACCUCCGCAUCUUCCGUAAUGGCAAAUUCUUAGGGCGCAGUGCUCGCAGGGCGCUCGGUGAUUUCGGCGUGCCUAUCGCUAUCGUGGUCAUGGUCCUAGUAUCCGCAUUCGUCCCCGUUUGGACCGAAAAGCUGAAAGUGCCGGACGGCCUGAGCCCCACAGCGCAUCGCUCUUGGCUCGUGCCGCUGAACCCUGGCCUGGAAACCAUUCCCAUGUGGGCUGCCGUCGCGAUGGCUCUACCGGCUCUCAUGGUCUACAUCAUUGUCUUUAUGGAGACUCAUAUCGCCGAGUUAAUUAUUGAUAAGCCCGAACGGCGGCUGAAGAAAGGCAGCGGUUUCCACAUGGACAUAGUGGUGAUGUCGUUGGUGAACGCGGUGUGCGGAAUGUUUGGGGCUCCGUGGCAAUGUGUCGCGACAGUGCGCUCUGUCAGCCAUGUAUCUGCUCUGACUGUCAUGUCUACCACCCACGCUCCAGGAGACAAGCCACAUAUCGUCGAAGUUAAAGAACAACGUCUAACCGGUCUCCUGGUCGCCAUCUUAGUCGGUGUGUCGGUAUUGGCAUCAGGAUGGUUGCGCUUGGUACCAAUGGCAGUGCUGUUCGGAGUCUUCUUGUACAUGGGUAUUUCAGCCCUUGGUGGGAUACAGUUCUGGGACAGAUGUAUUUUGCUGCUAAAACCUGUGAAACAUCAUCCACAAAUACCUUAUGUGCGACGGGUACCCACUAUGAAGAUGCAUCUAUUCACGUUUAUACAAAUUAUUGGAAUCUGCGUCCUAUACGCUGUUAAGUCAUCACGGUUUUCUCUUGCAUUGCCAUUCUUCUUGGUAUUGAUGGUACCGUUGAGGAUGUCGCUGGUUCACAUCUUCACACCCUUGCAGUUACGAGCGUUGGACGGUGCUCAAAAGGACAUCGACAAGGACGACGAGCCUGACUUCUACGAAGAGGCGCCCCUACCCGGAUAG